AUGAACGACUAUCCACAAUACGCUGCACCACAAUCAACAUCAACAUCAACAAGCAGAGAUAUGAAAUCGGUCCCGCUUUACCAACAUGAUCAAAUACCUUAUUCCUCAUUCCAACAACAACAACAGCAGCAUCAACCUAAAAGACCAUCAGAAGAUUUAUCAUCCAACCCAAUUAACGGUGAUCUACAAGAUGUCAUCUUUUAUUAUCAGUCGCAGCCAGACAUGUUACGCUUGAUAUUGCAAAGCAAGGUUGAAGAGGAUCGACGUAGAGCAGAAGAAGCCAAGUUGCGUGCCAAAGAACUUGAUCUCCUCAUGCUUCAACAACAACAACAACAGCAACCAUCACAGCAAACGACUUUCACCCAUAUUACCCAAACACCCACCCCUGUAUCUUUUGAUGAACCAUCAUCCUUUACUCGCCGACCUACACCUGAUACCUUAAUAAGCGAUCAUCGCUCACCAACUACGUCGCUAUCCAUGGGUGGUGCAAGCACUCAAUCUGAUCAUAGUGAGAUGUUUUCUCCUAUUACCACAUCCGCUGUACCGGCUGGUCCGGGUAACGUUGCCAUGUUUCCAAUGGAUAGUUAUCCUCCUGUAUCCAAACCUUCGAUAUCAUCAUCACCAAUCAUGCCCAACAAUAACACUACUACCAUGAUGGAUGAUAAUGUAUUCCAUUUGCAAUCCAAUGACAUGUUUUCAUCUCCGUAUCCAUCACAACCACUGCAACAAAAUGCAUCGUCAUCAUCACCACCUAUCCAACGAUAUGAACCUUAUUAUCCACAUCGACCACGAAGACGACGAGAAAUGCAAGCCGUAACCAAGAUUGUCGAGACUCGGGAAUACCCUUAUGCCGAUGGCUACUUUUGGAAGAACAAUGGCAAUACGAUCCAGAAAAAAACAGGCAACAAGAGCGUCUACUACAAGUGCUCAAAUAGUGCCAAGGGCUGUCCGGUAAACAAGACUGUAACAUGGAAAGGCAACGGCGAGUACUUGAUUAAGUACCGUGGCGAGCAUUUACCAGACUGUGGCCAUGUACAGCGUGUUUUGGAUAUGUAA
Lichtheimia ornata is the source of this 1056-nucleotide messenger RNA. RefSeq lists its product as uncharacterized. The transcript is spliced from 3 exons. The record is from RefSeq and is a predicted model, not a curated record. Gene Ontology annotation, biological process: regulation of DNA-templated transcription. NCBI's taxonomy places the organism in Eukaryota, Fungi, Mucoromycota, Mucoromycetes, Mucorales, Lichtheimiaceae. Bases 1 to 1056 code for a protein of 351 amino acids. Gene Ontology annotation, molecular function: sequence-specific DNA binding; DNA-binding transcription factor activity.